Dichotomopilus funicola is the source of this 2745-nucleotide messenger RNA. RefSeq names its product glycoside hydrolase superfamily. The record is from RefSeq and is a predicted model, not a curated record. Gene Ontology annotation, molecular function: chitinase activity. The coding region runs from base 1 to 2745 and encodes 914 amino acids. NCBI's taxonomy places the organism in Eukaryota, Fungi, Ascomycota, Sordariomycetes, Sordariales, Chaetomiaceae. Gene Ontology annotation, cellular component: extracellular region. The transcript is spliced from 4 exons. Gene Ontology annotation, biological process: carbohydrate metabolic process.
AUGUUCACCCGGACCCUCACCCUCGCGGCCCUCGCGGCCACCUCGGCCCUGGCAACUCCCGCGGUCAAUGUGUACUGGGGACAGUCAGGCGGAGCAGAGGACAGGCUCAGCAGCUACUGCGAUGGGUCCAUGGAAUAUGUCACCGUCGGCUUCAUCAACAACUCUCCCGAGAACGACCCGUCCGGCUUGGGCUAUCCCGGCAGCGAUUUUGGAGUCCAUUGCCAGGCUUCCAAGUACCAGGACCCCAAUGGCGUCGACUCGAAACUCCUGAACAAGUGUGGUCAGAUUGCCGCUGAUGUCCGGUACUGCCAGAAGAAGGGGAAGAAGGUGCUUCUGUCUAUUGGUGGUGAAUGGAACCCGCCCAAGUCCGACUACACCAUCUCGAGCGGUCCUGCUGGUGAGGCUUUUGCCGACUUUGUUUGGGGAGCAUUCGGGCCUUACAACGACAACUGGGAGGGAAAGCCUCGUCCGUUCGAUGAUAACUAUGGCGCCGAACCGGGGGAGGAGCACUUUGUUUUUGAUGGUUUCGAUUUUGACAUUGAGUACCAGUUCGCGGACCAGACCGGUUACGUCGCCAUGGUCCGCAGGCUGCGAGGCCUGGUUAACCUUGACACGACCCGGGAGUAUCUCAUCACGGCGGCUCCUCAAUGCCCCUUGGUAGACGAAUACUUCCAAAUGAAGACCAUCAUCGACACGUGCCAGUUUGACGCGCUAUUCAUACAGUUCUACAACAACCCGAUGUGCGCCGGCGUCGACAACAAUAACUUCGAUGCCUGGGUGUCGUACCUCCAAAACACCCCCAGCAAGGACGCUAAAAUCUUCCUCGGCCUCCCUGGUUCUCCAGACGCUGCGCAGUCGGGCUUCUUGCAGCCGGAUCAAGCUAAAACCUUGAUCAACAAGCACAAGAACAAGCCUUCCUUUGGUGGUGUCAUGGUCUGGGACGCGUAUUUCGGCGGCUUGCAGACCGACGGCAAUGGAACCCCCUACUACGACCUGGUCCACAGCUUGGCCGGCGGAGCGUCCCCGACCACCACGACGCCGUCACUCCCGAGCUCGACGGCCAAGGUCUGCACCAAGUAUUACACCGUUGUCUCCGGAGAUACUUGCUACGACCUGGCCAACUUCUUUGGUAUCACCUUGGACGAAUUGAUCAGCUACAACCCUACCCUUGACAGCAGCUGCGGGCUUUGGGUUGGCCAAGUCCUUUGCUUGGGCAUGGGAUCGCCGGCUCCUGUCACCACCACCUCGGUCACUAGCACUUUGAUCACCACUACCAAGGCGUCGACCUCCACGAAGGCGUCGACCUCCACGAAGGCGUCGACCUCCACGAAGGCGUCGACCUCUACGAAGGCGUCGACCACUAGCAAGGCGUCGACCACUAAGGCCGCGACUACGACCAAGGCGACCACCACCAAGCCGUCGACAACCUCCAAGGUGUCGACUUCCACCAAGGUAUCAUCGACUACCAAGGCGACUACCACUAAGGCCGCGACAACCUCAAAGGCGACCACUACCAAGCCGUCGACGUCCAAGGUGUCGACCUCUACGAAGGCAUCGACAACCUCAAAGGCGACAACCGUCAAGCCAUCAACUACCAAGACGACUGUCACCAGCAAGGCAUCGACCACCAGAGCGGCGACCACCAAGGCCACGACUACGGCCAAGGCGACCUCCACAAAGGCGGCCACUACCAAGGUGACUGUCACCAGCAAAGCGUCGACCACUAAAGCAGCCACUACUAAGCCAUCGACUACGACCAAGUUGUCGACCACUAAGAAGACGACUCUUACCACUAAGGUAUCGACCUCCGCCAAGGCGUCGUCGACCUCUAAAGCGGCCACCACCACCACAUCGGCCGAUGUCACCUCGACGACGGCUAGCGGUGCGCCUGCUACCACCUCGGUUGAUGAUGAUGACAGCUGCGAGGACGACCAAACUAGUACUUCCGCAGUCGAAUCUGCGACCACCACUGAUUCUUCUGCCUCUGCUACGGCCACCCCUGCUACCACUGAGUCUGCCGUCGAAUCCGUGACCUCCUCGUCUAGCGGCGCCACCAUCACUGCGUCCGACAGCUGGACCACGUCAACCAUCUACUCAACCACCACGUACACCAUCACCAGCUGCGCGGCCACCGUCACUGACUGCCCGGGCAAAAUCGGCCACGUCACCACCGAGACCAUCAUCAUUGGCACCACCGUCUGCCCAGUCACAGCGACCGCGACCGCGACGGAGGCGACGACAACCGCGCCUUCGUCGCUCCCCGAGGGCUGGACCACCUCCACCGUGUACUCGACCACGACCUACUCCAUCACCAGUUGCGCCCCGACAGUCACAGACUGCCCGGGCAAGGUCGGCCAGGUCACGACCGAGAUCAUUGCCAUUGGCACCACGAUCUGCCCCAUCACCGCUAGCGAGGGGUCGCCCAAGCCGACUGGUAGUGCGGGUGGUGAAGGAGGGGACUCGACUACCACUACCUCCCUCACCAGCACGACCACCCGCUUCACUACGCUGACGUUGCCUAAGCCCGCGCCUACUACCUCUGUCAUUGAGGAAUUGCCUUCCUCCGCGGUGUCGACUGGUCCAGCGGGUGGGUUCCCCGUUACUAGUGCCGCUAUUCCUAGUGGUAGCAGCACUGGAUCUGUGGGCGCGCAUCCUGUGACAGCUGGGGCGGGACGUAAUGCGGUCGCGGCGGUUGGGGUUCCGGGUAUGUUCGUUGCUGUUGGGUUGAUGGUGUUUGGGUUUUAG